UAUCUCUCUCAUUCACUCGCAAUUUUCUUUAAUUUUCCAUUCAAAAAAUAACCCCAAGCUUUUUUUAAAAGCUAUGGAGUCUUUUAACACCAUUCUUUUCUUUCUUAUUUGUUCUACAAUGUUGUGUUGGGUUACUGGUGAAGUUCAGAGGCAUCAAUUUGUUAUUCAAGCAACACCAGUGAAGAGGCUGUGCAACACUCAUAUGGCUAUCACUGUGAAUGGUAUGCUUCCUGGUCCUACUUUGGAGGUCAAAAAUGGUGAUACCCUUGAAAUUGAAGUUGUCAACAAGGCCAAAUAUAAUGCCACCAUUCACUGGCAUGGUGUUCGGCAAAUGAGGACCGGAUGGGCAGAUGGACCGGAAUUCGUGACGCAGUGUCCGAUUAGACCGGGAGGAAGUUACACUUAUAGGUUUACAAUUGAAGGACAAGAAGGAACAUUAUGGUGGCAUGCUCAUAGUUCAUGGCUUAGAGCUACUGUUUAUGGAGCUCUCAUUAUUCGUCCGAGGGAAGGCGAAUCGUACCCUUUCCCUAAGCCGAAGCGCGAAACGGCAAUCGUACUCGGUGAAUGGUGGGAUGCAAACCCCAUUGAUGUUGUGAGGCAAGCAACAAUGACAGGGGCAGCUCCUAAUAACUCUGAUGCGUAUACAAUCAAUGGUCAACCUGGUGAUCUCUACAAAUGCUCUUCCAAAGAUACUACGAUUGUUCCCAUCGACGUCGGUGAGACCAACCUCCUUAGAGUCAUCAAUGCUGCGCUCAACCAACCGCUUUUCUUCACCGUGGCCAACCAUAAGUUGACGGUCGUUGGUGCGGAUGCUUCCUACCUCAAGCCCUUCGCAACAUCGGUCAUCAUGUUAGGCCCUGGCCAAACGACUGAUGUUCUAAUCCAAGGCAACCAACUACCGGCUCGAUACUACAUGGCGGCUCGUGCCUAUCAAAGCGCCCAAAAUGCACCUUUCGACAAUACUACCACCACUGCCAUCCUCGAAUACAAAUCCGCACCCUGCCCUGCCAAGAAAGGCAUCAAUGGACCCAAACCAAUCAUGCCAUCCCUACCUGCCUACAAUGAUACUAACACUGUCACGGCUUUCAGCCAAAGCUUUAGAAGUCCCCGAAAAGUUGAAGUCCCAACCGAAAUCGACGAAAGUCUCUUCUUCACAGUCGGUCUAGGACUCAACAACUGCCCACCGAAUUUCCCUUCGAGUCGAUGCCAAGGACCGAACGGUACACGUUUCACUGCUAGCAUGAAUAAUGUAUCCUUCGUAUUGCCACAAAGCAUCUCUUUAUUACAAGCUCACCAACACGGGAUUCCCGGAGUGUUCACCACCGAUUUCCCCGGAACCCCACCAUUGAAAUUCGAUUACACCGGCAACGUAAGCCGAUCACUUUACCAACCGGUACCCGGAACCAAACUUUACAAACUCAAGUACGGUUCAAAAGUGCAAAUCGUGAUACAAGACACAAGCAUUGUCACACCCGAAAACCACCCAAUCCACCUUCAUGGUUACGAUUUCUACAUCGUUGCCGAAGGUUUCGGAAACUUCGAUCCUAAAACUGAUACAUCGAAAUUCAACCUCGUCGAUCCACCACAACGAAACACAGUUGGAGUACCUGUUAAUGGAUGGGCAGCGAUUAGAUUUGUUGCUGAUAAUCCAGGUGUAUGGAUAAUGCAUUGUCAUUUGGAUGUUCAUAUCACAUGGGGUUUAGCCAUGGCAUUUGUGGUCGAAAACGGGCUCGGAGAAUUACAGUCUUUGCAAGCACCGCCACCGGAUUUGCCUAUAUGUUAAAGAUUCAAUCACCACCAACACACAACAAUAAACCAAAAUUCAUGAAAGCAAAAUAAGAAGGGUUGAAUACAUAAUUAACCUUUUGUUAUAUCAUUAUUAUUAUUUUUUUCCUUGUCAUUUUCUUAGCAUAAAAAAUUCAGGGGAGGUUUAGUUCAUUGCUCACUUUCUGUAUUUUCCUUUUGAUAGAUAUAAAGUGGACCAGCCGCCAUAUUCGUUUGAUUCUUAGUUGUAUUCUUUUCUUUAAAGAUAAUAUUAAUGAUAAAAUUUAAGGGUCUUUUUGUUAA
Molecule: messenger RNA, 2067 nt
Organism: Gossypium raimondii (Peruvian cotton)
Lineage: Eukaryota; Viridiplantae; Streptophyta; Magnoliopsida; Malvales; Malvaceae
Product: laccase-12
Exons: 4
Coding region: 74-1783 (569 amino acids)
Biological process (GO): lignin catabolic process
Cellular component (GO): apoplast
Molecular function (GO): hydroquinone:oxygen oxidoreductase activity; copper ion binding
Source: RefSeq, a predicted model, not a curated record